AUGGACUUCCUCCGUCGACGUCUCCCCGCCCCGAGGCAGGACCAUCAGGCCCGUCUAGCCCGCAAGCAGGGCGGGACAGCAGCGGCCAACGAGGCCUACCAGCCGUCCCGCGUCGCGCAGCUGGCCCAGGAGGCUCCCAUCUGGUACAAGUCCGCCGCCCGCCGCAAGCUCUACUUCCUCCUCUUCCCGGCCGCCGUCGUCUCCUACGCCACGAGCGGCUACGACGGCUCCAUGAUGAACUCCCUGCAGACCGUCUCCUACUUUGACGACUUCUUCGACAACCCCCGCGGCGCGGUGCUGGGCCUGAUGAGCGCCAUCAUGGCCCUCGGCAGCAUCUGCUCGACCCCGAUCGCCCCCUGGGUGGCGGACAAGUUCGGGAGGCGGUGGGGCAUCACCGUCGGCAGCUGCAUCAUGAUCGUCGGCGCCAUCCUGCAGUGCGAGAGCACGGCCUUCGCCAUGUUCGUCGUGAGCAGGUUCGUCCUCGGGUUCGGGCUGUCGUUUGCCACCACGUCGGCGCCGAGUCUGGUCAGCGAGCUGUCACACCCCAAAGACCGUGUGACCAUCACGGCCAUCUGCAACACUUGCAUCGCCGCCGCAUGGAUCACGUACGGCACUCGAACGAUCCCGAGCACCUGGUCCUGGCGAAUCCCCUCUCUUCUCCAGAUGGCCCCGAGCGUGGUGCAGCUGGCUGCCAUCUGGUUCCUGCCCGAGUCUCCCCGCUGGCUCAUCUCGAACGAUCGCGGCGACGAGGCCCUGGAAGCCCUGAAGCAAUACCACGGCGAGGGCGAGGAGACGGAGCUGGUAAGGCUGGAGUUUGAGGAGAUCCGGGCGGCCAUCGACAACGAGAAGAGACUUGGAAGCACGACCUGGAAGUCCAUGGUCAAGACGAAGGGCAACCGGUACCGCAUGUUCCUCGUCAUCUGCAUGGGAUUUUUCUCACAGUGGUCUGGCAACGGUUUGAUCGCGUACUACCUGUCAAGGAUCAUGGACACCGUUGGCAUCACGAACAAGAACACCCAGGCGCUGGUCAACGGCCUGCUCAACAUCUGGAACUUCGGCCUCGCCCUCACGACGGCCUUCUUCGUCGAGCGGAUCGGCCGCCGCCCGCUCUUCCGCGUCUCGACCUGCGGCAUGCUCGUCGUCUUCAUCGGCUGGACCAUCGCCUCGGCCCGCUUCGCCGAGACGGGCGCCAGCUCGGCCGGCAUCGCCGUCAUGGCCCUCAUCUUCCUCUACCAGGUCUUCUACUGCAUCGCCUUCUCGCCCCUGCCCGUCGCCUACUCGGUCGAGGUGCUGCCCUACUCCAUCCGCGCCAAGGGCAUGGCCACGUACGUCUUCGCCACCAAGGCCGCCGUCUUCGUCAACCAGUACGUCAACCCGAUCGGGAUCCAGAACAUAGGCUGGCGAUUUUACAUCGUCUACGUCGCCAUUUUGGCCGUCGAGGCCUGCAUCGCGUACGGGUGGUUCCUCGAGACCAAGGGCAAAGCGUUGGAGGAGAUUGCCGUCAUCUUUGACGGAGAGGAGGCCAAUGUCAGGACUGCGGAGAACGGGAAGGGCGAGGGGCCUUAUGAUGUCGAGGAAACGGAGCAUGCGACGUCCAAGGUUUGA
Colletotrichum higginsianum IMI 349063 is the source of this 1605-nucleotide messenger RNA. Its product is annotated as Lactose permease. Gene Ontology annotation, cellular component: membrane. Gene Ontology annotation, biological process: transmembrane transport; carbohydrate transport. The transcript is spliced from 5 exons. Bases 1 to 1605 code for a protein of 534 amino acids. NCBI's taxonomy places the organism in Eukaryota, Fungi, Ascomycota, Sordariomycetes, Glomerellales, Glomerellaceae. The record is from RefSeq and is a predicted model, not a curated record. Gene Ontology annotation, molecular function: carbohydrate:proton symporter activity.